Messenger RNA from Dreissena polymorpha, 6246 nucleotides. RefSeq lists its product as uncharacterized. The record is from RefSeq and is a predicted model, not a curated record. Gene Ontology annotation, cellular component: external side of plasma membrane. Bases 87 to 5675 code for a protein of 1862 amino acids. Gene Ontology annotation, molecular function: calcium ion binding; oligosaccharide binding; sialic acid binding. NCBI's taxonomy places the organism in Eukaryota, Metazoa, Mollusca, Bivalvia, Myida, Dreissenidae. Gene Ontology annotation, biological process: leukocyte tethering or rolling; heterophilic cell-cell adhesion; cell-matrix adhesion. The transcript has 22 exons.
CUUAUCAAUAUUAUCAAUCUUAUAACAAGUUCAGUUACACAGAGUUUUUGAAUGCAUAAGUAUAUUGUGUUUCUACGUUGUACAGAAUGAUCGGUUUUGUUAUACUAGUAUUUCUUGAAAUACAAUGUGUUCUGCUUAAGCAUGGAAGUACAGCGACAACAUUCAAAGCUACAACGUCUGCACCGACAACAGCGUCCUACAUAUCAGUAGCAGAAGCGGUAACACAAGACACAACGUCUUCACCACCAACUGCGUUCAACACAACAACCACAAAAGCGGAAAAUCCAGGGAUAACCACUCCUGCAACUACAACAACAACCAACAUAACAACAACAGAAUCGGAAACAUAUGGGACAAACACGUUUUCUCCGACAACAGCAACCAAUACAUUAACUACACAAAUAAAAGCAUCAUCUGCAUCAAACACUUCGGCUGUUUCAACAAAACCGUCUGAUCGAUUAACAACUUCCACGACAACAUCAAUAUCUGCAACAGCAACUACACCUGCACCGACAUUUUCACCGACACCAACAACUACACCUGUACCGACAUCUUCACCUGAACCAACAACUACACCGGUACCGCCAUAUUCACCUGAACCAACAACUACAGCUGCAUCAACAUCUCCACCUGAACAAACAACUACACCUGAUCCAACAACUACACCUGCACCGACAUCUUCACCUCAACGAAUAACUGAUCCUGUACCGGCAUCUUCACCUGAACAAACAACUGAUCCUGUACCGACAUCUUCACCUGAUUCAACAACUGAUCCUGCACCGACAUCUUCACCUGAACCAACAACUGAUCCUGUACCGACAUCUUCACCUGAACCAACAACUGAUCCUGUAUCGACAUCACCAUCUGAACCAACAGCUGAUCCUCUACCGACAUCUUCACCUGAACAAACAACUGAUCAUCUACCGACAUAUUCACCUGAACCAACAACUGAUCCUGUACCGACGUCUUCACCUGAACCAACAACAGGUCCUAUACCGUCCUCUUCACCUGAACCAACAACUGAUCUCCUACCGACAUCUUCUACAACUGAGCAUGUACCGGCAUCUUCACCUGAAUUAACAACUGAACCUGCAACGACAUCUUCACCUGAACCAACAACUGAUCAUGUACCGACAUCUUCACCUGAACCAACUACUGAUCCAGCACCUACAUCUUCACCUGAACCAAUAACUGAUCCUGUAUCGAUAUCUUCACAUGAACAUAAAACAAAUCCCGCACCGACAUCUUCACCUGAACAAACAACUACACAUGUAACGCCAUAUUCACCUGAACCAGCAACUACAGUUGUAACGACAUCUUCACCUGAACCAACAACUAUACCUUCACCGCCAUAUUCACCUAAACCAACAACUACAUCUUCACCGCCAUAUUCACCUGAACCAACAACUACAUCUGCACCGCCAUAUUCACCUAAACCAACAACUACGUCUGCACCGCAAUUUACAACUGAACCAACAACUACACCUGCAUCUGUAUCUUCUCCUGAACUAAUAACUACACCUGCACCGCCAUAUUCACCUGAACCAACAACUACACUUGCAACGCCAUAUUCACCUGAAUCAACAACUAUACUUGCACCGCAAUAUUCACCUGAACCAAUAACUACACCUGAACCGCCAUAUUCACCUGAACAAACAACUACACCUGCACCGCGAUAUUCACCUGAACCAACAACUACACCUGAACCACAAUAUUCACCUGAACCAAAAACUACAACUGCACAGACAUAUUCACUUGAACCAACAGCUACACCUGAACCGCCAUAUUCACCUGAACCAAACACUACACCUGCACCGCCAUAUUCACUUGAACCAACAGCUACACCUGCUUCGCCUUGUUCAACUGAAUCAACAACUACACCUGAACCUCCAUAUUCACCUGAACCAACAACUACAUCUGUACCGACAUCUUCAUCUGAACCAACAACUACAUCUAUACCGACAUCUCCAACUGAACCAACAACUACACCUGCAUUUGUAUCUUCUCCUGAACCAACAACUACACAUGUGCCGACUUCUUCACCUCAACCAACAAUUACUUCAACGUUAGACGCAACAACAUUUUCCACUACAGAUUGUGUUUCACCACCCGGAAUUCCUAAUGGAACUUACACAGCUUUGAGCGCAGCCUAUAAUUCAGCCAUUAACUAUCUGUGCAACCCAGGCUUCCAACUGACUGGAAACAACUCCAUAAUGUGUCUAGAUUCCGGGAACUGGAGUGAGUUAAAGGCCACCUGCACUAUUAAAGAUUGUGGAACACCUCCUGGUUUGCUGAACGGCUAUUUCACAAAAGCAAAGACAACUUUCGAUUCAUCAGUUGAAUACACGUGCAUAACCGGGUAUGACCUUAAUGGAAACAACACCAUUGUAUGCCUUGAAUAUGGGAACUGGAGUGAACUCAGGACACGGUGCGAGAUAAAAAAUUGUUAUAAUACUCCAAUUGUUGCAAACGGAAAGUGCAUCUCCAAUACCACCAUAUAUAAGUCGCCUGCCGCCUGUUCGUGUGACGCAGGAUACACAUUGCAUGGGGACAACUAUACAGAGUGUCUAGCCAAUGGAUCGUGGAGUGAUGUCAAUAUCACAUGUACUGCCAGGGACUGUGGACCACCGCCUGAGUUGCUGAACGGCUCUCACACUCAAGGGAAAACAACUUUCAAUUCAUCGAUUGAAUACUCGUGCAACCAUGGAUAUGACUUGACUGGAAACAACACCAUUGUGUGUUUGGAAAAUGGACUUUGGAAUAAGCUGGGGGCUACAUGCAUCAUUAAAGAUUGCAACUUAACUAAACCUAUAUUGCACGGAUCGUGUUUCGCCAAUACCACAACAUACCUGUCUAAGGCUGAGUGUUCGUGUGAUACAGGAUACACAUUGCACGGAAAAAACUUUACUGAGUGUCUUUCCGAUGGAUCAUGGAGUGACGCCAAUAUCACUUGUAUCAUCAAAGAUUGUGGAGCACCUCCUGGACUGAUGAACGCAUUUUUCACUCAAGGAGGGACGACUUACCAUUCAUCAAUUGAAUACACGUGCAUAACUGGGUACGAUCUAAUUGGAAAUAACACCAUUGUGUGCCUUGAAACCGGGCACUGGAGUGAACUCGAGACCAAAUGCGAGAUAAAACACUGUAGUUCACCGCCGGAGUUGCUGAACGGCUCUUAUACUCAAGGGAAAACAACUUUCAAUUCAUCGAUUGAAUACUCGUGCAAUAACGGAUAUGACUUUACUGGAAACAAUAUAAUUGUGUGUAUGGAAAAUGGUCUUUGGAGUAAACUAGAGGCUACAUGCAUCAUUAAAGAUUGCAACUUAACUAAACCUAUAUCGCACGGAUCGUGUUUCGCCAAUACCACAACAUACCAGUCUAAGGCUGAGUGUUUGUGUGAUGCAGGAUACACAUUGCAUGGAGAAAACUUUACUGAAUGUCUUUCCGAUGGAUCAUGGAGUGACGCCAAUAUCACUUGUAUCAUCAAAGACUGUAUACCACCGCCUUCGUUGCUGAACGGCUCUCGCACGCAAGGGAAAACAACUUUCAAUUCAUCGAUUGAAUACUCGUGCAACAAUGGAUAUGACAUAACUGGAAACAACAUCAUUGUGUGUUUAGAAAAUGGAAUUUGGAGUAAACUAGAGGCUACAUGCAUCAUUAAAGAUUGCGGAAACUAUACCCAUACGCUGAAUGGCAUGGUUGAGUUUCCGAACGAUACAACUUACCUGUCCGUUGCCAAUGUCCACUGCAUUGAAGGAUAUAGACUGAAGAAGGAACACAAUAACAGCGUUACAUCAGAGUACAUUAACUGCACUGAAGAAGGUCUCUGGCAGGUCUCAAAAGGCUGCGAACUAAAAGACUGUGGUCCACCACCAAGUGGCAAACUAUCAACAGUGAACGCACCAGUGAAGACUUUCAACUCAUCAGCUGUGUACACGUGUAAUCAUGGGUACAGCACAUACAAUGACUCAACAAUCGUUUGUAAUGCAAGCGGGCUAUGGAGUGAUGAAGCACCAAUAUGUUAUGAUAUCAACGAGUGUCUUGACAGAAAGACAUGUCACUACAACGCUAACUGUACCAACACUGACGGGAGCUUUAAGUGCGAAUGUCAGACCGGAUACAGAGACCUGGAUGGGGUCGGUGGACAACACUGUGAUGAUAUAGACGAGUGUUCUUCUGGUGGCGAUUUCUUUUGCGCAACAUCCUUCAACCAGACACGUGUUUGUGUGAAUAUUGACGGAGGAUACGUGUGUGUUUGCAACAAGGGAUUUACUGGACCCAAAUGUGAACGCGAUAUUGAUGAAUGCAUUCAUAAUACAACGUGCGGAGGAAAUGCGGAUUGUUCCAACGCGUUUGGUAGAUUCACCUGUGCAUGCCGUGAAGGCUAUCCACAGGGAAACCCCUAUCUGGGCUGCUUCGAACCGGUUUUACUGGAGUUCAGUGGAGCGGGAGACAGAUACUGGGAUAUAGACAACGAAAUAAUCAAGGAGUAUCAAAUCUCAAGACGGCUGCCGUACUUCGGGGAGUAUGUGCACUGGUUAAGGCCAAGCAUGGACGGAUUCAUAUCGCUAGAUUUCCAACCAUUGUACAAUCAAUAUGGAGGUGAAAAUGCAAGCGAGUGGAGGACAGCUGUUCAGAACCACUUGGUGAUUGCACCGUUAUGGACAAACAUUGACAGCAGAAAUAUUACAGACGGAGGACUUUGGAUUCACCUUUUUACCGACCGCCAAAAGAACAAUGUAGACAUUGAGAAAAUCCAACAACUCGUUCGUCAAUACACCAACCAGACUGAGUUCAUUGUUAGUGUGGCCCUGGUCGCCACGUGGAAACACGUGACUGUCCACUCGCCCUAUGAACCCGGAUAUGAACUCGUCAAGCAUCAGAACCUGUCGAUGCAGUGUAUUCUGGCAUCAGACGGAAUGUACACGUACAUCAUAUUCAACUACGACCGGGAACAGUUUAGUAUCAAACCGUUAUCAGAAGUACCCGUUGCCAGUGGUUUCACAAAUCUAAAUUACACGGGAGUCAUUUUGUCCAACAGAAAAAACUUCACGCGACUUAAUCAAGAAUCCAAUGUUAAGCCAGAUUUUGCUGGAAGGUGGCUCUAUAAUGUUACAGUCAUCACUGAAUCCAUGAAAAAUGAAAUCCUUUGCCAAAGAUUCUUCGACAGUAAUAAAGAUGGUCUGAAAACACUGAUCAAGAAGGAGCUGGAGUUUGCCCUGCCAUGUCCGUGUCAGGAAGUCCUUAUGAUCGAAGACUACACUUUCAACCGCAAUGACUCCCUACGCCCCGGGUUUGGAGACCAUAUGACAUGUUACGAGUCCUGGUUCUUCAGCGCCUAUGGCAUCAAACAAAGAUGCUGCUACAUGUUCAGCAAACUGCAGACGCAGUACCCGGGUGCAGUAGCAGCGGAGUUUGAAAACAAAACACUUGCCGAAUUACUCGAGAAGGGUUACAAUCAGUGCUGCUCUUCGGGUGUCAGCCAGAAGUUCUGUCAUCUGUACCAGGAGAUCAACCCGCCUGAUGACUGCUCAAAAUACACAAUAAGCGACGAGAUACCGCUAAGGGCAGACAUCAUGCAAGAUGACCUUGGUGUUGAGAAGCAACACGAGGACACCCGCGGCGAGGGGAUGAUGGGCCACUUCGUCAGAAGUGUGCGAAAAAUGUUUGGAUUGUAAGCUUGACCACAUAAACAUGACAAUCAUUAACAGUGUAACCGAAGUGUGCAAAAAAAGUGGUAGAUAUUCUUAAAUGUGCAUAUAUGAUGUAAGGUGUAGAGUCUUCCAAUUAUAAGUCUUGUAAUUCGCACCUUAGUUCGAUCUAAGAAAUGUAUUUUUAGUCAAACGCUUUUGUUUUUAAAUGCUUUUAAAAUAUGCUUCAUUUGUUAAGUAUAAUUUUCAGAGGUUUCAUUGGAGUACUGUUAUUUCUAGAUACACAGUGAAUGUAUGUUUAUUACAUGUUUUGUCAGCUGGAACAAUGUGACAAUUAUUUGUACACCUUUAGGUUAAUGUACCGCAGAAUGUCAACAUGAAUGGAAAAAUGACUGGUGUAAUCUGUGUUUCUAUUUGUUUGCUGUUCAGUAUGUUACUUCUUACAGCAUGGAAGUCAGUGCAAUUAGUAGUACAUUAGUCAUACUUUGGAUUCGUCUGAAGGUGGUCUGCUUAAGUUAAUAAAAAUAACUUAGUUAAAGAUUUGUUAGGAAUAAUAUUUCAUCACAGAAUGUUUUCAAAUAACUUACAAUCAGGAGUA